Messenger RNA from Mya arenaria, 2343 nucleotides. Its product is annotated as protein yippee-like 5. Bases 159 to 521 code for a protein of 120 amino acids. The record is from RefSeq and is a predicted model, not a curated record. NCBI's taxonomy places the organism in Eukaryota, Metazoa, Mollusca, Bivalvia, Myida, Myidae. The transcript is spliced from 3 exons.
UGUCAAUGUUUUGGUUCCUGACAUCUCUCAGCUGAGCAACCACCUAGCAAAAUUUGAGGGCAAAAUAAAACCUUUUCAUAGGUGUUCUUGAAAAAAUAACGGAGCGGCGUAUUGGAUGCAAUAUUUCUCUUUUGAACUCCAAUUGUUUCAGAAAGAAAAUGGGCCGGAUAUUUCUGACACAUAUCGGUGGGCAAAGGUUGUUUUCCUGUUCUAACUGCGACACUCCCCUCACAAACAGGGCAGAAUUAAUCUCAACAAGAUUCACAGGAGCAACUGGACGGGCUUUUUUGUUUAACAAGGUCGUAAACUUGAAGUACAGUGAAGUUCAGGACAGGGUCAUGUUAACGGGACGGCACAUGGUACGAGAUGUCAUGUGCAAAAACUGUGACCAAAAACUUGGCUGGAUCUAUGAGUUUGCUAAUGAGGAGAAUCAACGUUACAAAGAGGGGCGCGUGAUCCUUGAACGAGCUCUUGUGACAGAAAGUGAGGGAUUUGACGAACACAUAGGCAUUGACAGUUAAGGUGCAAUAGACACUAAGUGCUGAAUGAAGCUGCUGUCUCUAGUGGUCAGAUUCAAUAAUUGAACAGGGAUAAGGAAAAGCUGACACCUUGUGCUUUAUUUUAAGGACAGUAUUCUUUCAAUUGCAAUUUAACAAUGUACAUACAUUAUUUUAGUACAUACAUUUGUACUUUGUUAGACAUUUCCUGAGUGAUUCUCAUCUGUUUGACAAAAGAAAAGAAGCUGUUUAAAUUUUUUUUUAAAUUAUAUGUAAAGUCUCACCAUUUAUAGUUGUGUUUGACCAUUGUGAAGGCAGGGCAUUGUUUGGCAAGCUUGUGUUCAGAUUUAGUCUGGUCAGGUUGAUUGUUAAUACACACAUACAUCCAACCUUGACACUUGACGUUGAUACACUCCAGCACUGAUUGAGAGACUUUCAAUUCAAGUAGAUUCCAUCCUCCCACUUAAGGUGGACUCUAGCCAGGGUUUGGUGGCCUUCAGUAGCAGAUUUUUGUUCCUGUUUGGAUAAAUCUCCUGUUUACCUGCAUCCAUGCAAGUGCUUGUCAGAUUUUGAUUUGAUUUGAACUCUGAUAUUCUAAGAUAGGUUUGGAAAGAUGUUGUAUUGUUAAUAUACUAAAGGCAUUUGAAAGAUGUUACAUGUAUUUGUUGUACAUGCACUUGCACUGUUUGUGGAGGGUUGAAUACGCAUUAUUUCUUCAUGACACAUUUUUCACCUCAUUUCAGUAAUCAUGUAACAGUAAUUUUUGUACAAUUACAUUCAUUGAUAAUAACAUGAUGUACAAACUACAUGAGUUAGAAUACUAGAGGUUAAACUAAGUUUUAAUAAUUGUAUAUUUUUUGUCUCUGAUCUCGGUGUAUAGACUGAUAAUCAUGUUCUUGGCAAUUAUUUCAUUGGGAAAAUAUUAGUUUUCUUAUGACAUUCUUAUACAGAAUUAUUGUACAUGUACUUGUAUGAACUGAAAACUGAGUGUGAAUUUCAUAUGUGGUACCAGGUAUUCUUUUGUGAAAAUAAUUUGACUAAUGUACAGAAUAUUGAUGAACAAAUAUUUUGUUUAGCGUUAUGCUGCCUUAAAGUUGUUUUUUUACUCAAUUUCCACAAACCAUAAGACAAUUUAUUAUUUUAACAUGUAAAAAGUUAAUUGGAAACAUCUUUUUUACAACUUGGGUGGGUGAUGCAGUUGAUUGUACAAGGUUUUUGUUUUUUUCUUCAUGAUGACACAUCUUUGUACAGAAUGUUCCAAGUGUGUGGCAUGAUGCCACAUCUCUGUACAGAAUGUUCCAAGUGUGCGGCAUGAUGCCACAUCUCUGUACAGAAUGUUCCAGUAUGCAAAUCUCUGUACAAAAUGUUCAGUGUGCGGCAUGAUGCCUCAUCAUUGUACGGUGUGAUGCCAAAUCUGUGUACAAAAUGUUCCAAGUGUGGAGCGUGAUGCCACAUCCAUGUACAGAAUGUUCCAUGUGUGCGGCAUGUAGCCACAUCUGUGUACAGAUGGUGCGAUGUCUAUUUGUGCUUCAAUUUUUAACCAUUAAUAGUUUGUUAGUGAUAUUUUUGUUAUGUUUGCUUGUUGCUUGAUGUUUAUUUUAUCAUUCUUAUUUAUUUUCAAGAAGUUAUGGAAAGUUUCAGCAAAAUAUUCAAAUGAAUAACCUCUUGUUUGGUAAAGAUCAGAGACAAUUAUGAUUAUUCUAUGAAUGUGAAUUACUGGGUACAGUAAUACAUGAAAACUUGUAAUAUUAUUUAAGUUUUGCUUUUUCUGUUUAGCUAUAGAUGUGGUAGUAUUGGUAAGCUGUUAUAUCUGAGUAUUAUUUAAAUCAAUAAAUUGUAAAUACUG